UUCCUCCGAGGAGGCUGCUUUUUUGUGAGUGUGUGCAUGUGCUUUCUUUUGUGUCACCUCAAGAAGGGCUCUGAUAUUGUUAUUACUUUAAAUAUAGCUUGCCCUGGGGCGGGGAAAUGCACAAGGAAAGAGCCGGCAAGCAGCCUAUCUCUCAGAAGAAAAGAGCAAGACUCACAGCACAGGAACUGGCUUCACUCAAGUAUGCAGUUUAGAAGUCAAAAAACUAUUUCAAAUUACAGCAUUGUGGAGGAGACUGAAGAAAAAGGGCACAAAACUGGCUAAAUAUAGUGAAGAAUAUGGUAAAGCAGGGUACAAAGUGCAUCCAACUGCAGUUUGAAAGUGGGCUCUGAAGUGCAAUGUAAGUCUUCCUUAAAUUGUAUUCUUUUGUAAUAGUAUCUAGUUGUUUAAUUUCCAUUCCGAAACCAUGCUGGGCCAAAAGGUACAAUUAGCCACAAAAAUCAGCAUGGAGCAGAAUGUGUAAUCUCUGAUAUGAGGCUGAAAAUGAUACUGAAAUACAACAGAAGACAGAGACUAUCAGCCAUAUUAUGAAAGAUGCACUAUAAAUAAGGACAUAUUGAAUUAUUUCAAGAGAAAGAUGCUGGAUGGAAUCUUCAAUCAACUUUCUUAAUAGGGAAGCAAGAGCUCUGCUGUUUAAUAUGGCAAGCUAUUUUAAUACUGCUGUGUUUAAAAUUGUGUGAUUACAGUUACCAAUAGCAAUAAGAUGUAGCUCCAGAGGGGAGUCCUAGUGGUUGCAAAAGUUUUUUCUCUUUUAUUUCUCCAACAUCUUUGCUCUCUGAAGCCUCAAAUCCACGUUCUCUAUCCUACAGCCUGGUUUUGCUUUUCAGCUGAAUUUUCAAUGUAUGCCAACACUGGACUUCCUAUGGAACUGAAAACAAAACAUUUCAGCUUUUGGAGUAAUUCUGGUAUGUUUUUCUACAUCACACUAGUGGCAAGAAUACAGUCGACAAAAGAUUGUGCUCCCUCAACUUCUGGCAUGGACAGCUGAGGAAUAUAAUGCCCAAUGGUGGCAAAGGGUAAUAGUUUCCUGUUUUUCACUAUUUAUCUCUGUGGUUUUGGACUUAGCAAUGGAUAUUCUUUGUGAUGAGGAGAGCUCUGUGAACCCAACUGCAAACUCCUUCAUACAGAUAAAUCAGGAGAGAAGACUUUACAGAAAUGUUUAUGGAGCUGGAGAGAUUAAUAUAUCGCAUCUCAUUAACUUGACUGUGGACUCUGAAAAUCUAACCAAUCUUUCAUGUGAAAGUAAUGCAGGUCCACCGUGCUACUCUUCCCUGAUUCAGUUUUCACAGAAAAACUGGCCAGCUUUGCUGACAGUGAUAGUGAUUGUUUUAACCAUUGCUGGAAAUAUUCUUGUCAUCAUGGCUGUUUCACUGGAGAAAAAACUACAGAAUGCCACUAACUAUUUUCUCAUGUCACUUGCAAUAGCUGAUAUGCUGCUGGGUUUCCUUGUCAUGCCUGUGUCAAUGUUAACCAUACUGUACGGAUACACAUGGCCUCUACCUACAAAGCUCUGUGCCAUUUGGAUUUACUUGGACGUGCUUUUCUCCACUGCCUCCAUCAUGCAUCUCUGUGCCAUCUCACUGGAUCGCUAUAUUGCCAUUCGAAACCCCAUCCACCACAGCCGGUUUAACUCAAGAACUAAGGCUUUUGCCAAAAUAAUUGCUGUUUGGACCAUAUCAGUUGGUAUCUCCAUGCCUAUACCCGUCUUUGGACUACAGGAUAAAUCCAAAGUGUUUAAGAAUUGCAGCUGCUUACUUGCAGAUGAGAAUUUUGUUCUAGUAGGCUCUUUUGUGGCAUUCUUCAUCCCUCUAACCAUCAUGGUAGUCACUUACUUUUUAACCAUCAAGUCACUGCAGAAGGAAGCUAUGCUAUGUGUGAAUGACAUCGGCCCAAAGACCAAGUUUGCUUCAUUUAGCUUCCUCCCUCAGAGUUCCCUGUCCUCAGAAAAACUCUUUCAACGCUCCUUGAACAGAGAUGUGGGGACUUCUGGGAGAAGAACCAUGCAAUCCAUCAGCAACGAGCAGAAGGCUUCCAAGGUUCUUGGAAUUGUCUUCUUUCUGUUUGUUGUGAUGUGGUGUCCAUUUUUCAUCACCAAUGUGAUGGCUGUAAUUUGCAAGGAGUCAUGCAAUGAAGAAGUCAUUGGAGGACUUCUUAACAUAUUUGUUUGGAUUGGUUACCUUUCUUCAGCUGUCAACCCACUCGUAUAUACACUGUUCAAUAAAACCUACCGCUCAGCUUUCUCUCGUUACAUUCAGUGUCGCUACAAGGAGGAGAAGAAACCUUUCCAGCUGAUUUUAGUGAACACUAUCCCGGCACUUGCAUAUGAUUCCAGCCAGCUCCAGCUAGCACAAAUGAAGAGUUUGAAAAAGGAGGCAAAAAUGAUGGCUAAGGAUUACUCAAUGGUCACAAUAGGAAUACAUCACUUGGAUGGUACCUCCAAGGGAAGUAUCAGCCCAGGCAACGAAAAGGUUAGUGGUGUGUGAUGGCUGGCAGCUGCCAUGACAACCGCCGUACAUUCACUGAAAAUUUCACCUGGCUGGGAGAAGCUCUGAUAGCUUAGGAAAAUCAGCCCUGUUCGAGAGACCUUCCAAUAACAUCACAUACUCCUCAUAUUACCCUAUGGAUGAAAACCAGGGUUUUAAUGGUAUCAAAUGUGCAAUUUUUUUUCAUACAGUACUUUGGCUGUUUUAAGCACAGGCUUUAUUAAACUUAUUUUUUUAAUAUUCUAAAGGAUAUAUUUCUUAAAGAAAAAAAUGCAAUUUCUGGUACUAUAAUAUGGGCUGUGAAGAAACCUACACAUUUCUUUUCUCUUUGCAAAUGAAAGCUAAGCUGCCCUUUUCUGUUCUUGCAGAGUAGGCUCCAGCUAGUUUGUCUUGCUAAAAUCAAGUUUUGUUAUCAUUAACAGAAUGAGAACUUUACCUAAUUUUAAAUAAAAUGGUGGUUAAUUUGCUAAUAUAUAUUUAAAAUAAAUUUGAAACUAUUAAAGAAAAUCUAUUAAAACUGCUAUAGAUUAAUUAUAUGGGCAUUUUGUUGGUUGUUUUAUGGCUAUUUUUUCUGUCUGAGUAAACAUUCUGAAAUGUCACUGGGCUUUUCUGCCAUUUGUUCUGUAUUUCAAAUUAGGAAUCUUCAGAGAGGAAUUAUACUUAAAUGAUCCUUUGUUUCUACCACCUUUUGUAAUCUUUAUUUUCUGUAUUGUGCUUUAUUUCUGUUCAAAACUUUCAUGUGUGCAGCUUAAAACUUGAAAGUAAUAUUUUCAAAAGUAAUUAUUUGGAUUGAUUCCCUGCUCUUUCCCACCAGUGUUGACAGGGAAGUAAAGUGAGAGAAGACUGGAAAACCAGGCACAACAUUGCUAAAUAAUUUCAGGAACUAUUCCAGGUCCAUGCCUCUGUUCAAUUCUAACAAAGUCUGAUUUAAGUAGUGUCAGAGGAAGUUUUGCAGGAGUAAAGCUUUCAGUAAAAGGUUGCAGCAGAUCCUCUCUCAUUAUUUCUCUUUAGUUUAAAAAGACUAUUUUGAAGAAUGUCCUCCUGGUUUUGUUUUAGGGUUUGUAGGGCCAGAAUUAUUAGAAAGCUGUUAGAUGCUAAGAAUUGUUUUCCCUAGCUUUGCUGUAUUGCUGUUAAGGCAGAUUGCUCAGGAAUGGUCAGUAGCUUGCACUACUAGGACUCAGCCUUAAUGAAAUAUGUAUGGGCAAAUGGGGCUCUCUUGAAAAAUAACAGGACUUUUAAGCGUAUUCCACCUGCAUAUCUCCAAGGCCAGAAUACAUUCCAUAAAGAACAUAAAAUCCAUUGUUUGACAGACACGCCUAGUCAUGAAACUCUGCUUUCGGGCAUCACAGCCAAUGUCACUGAAGCCCGUGGGACUUUGCUGAAGAGGAGAAAUAUAAAUGUUGCAUUCACCGACAAAGCUUAAAUCCAAGCAUUUGAUUCAUUCCAUGAAUUUUGCAGCCAUAAUUUCACCUCAGAACCAGGAUGUAUUCCAGUUUGUCUGGAGAAAACACUGCCUAUACAGAAAUCAAACUCCAGUACCUUUAUCAGUCAUUUCCUUGAAGUUUUCAGUUUUCACAGAACAAUUAAAUUUCCAUUAAGUCAAAGAAAGGGAGAGACAGAAACCGAAUCUGAUUGUAGCCUACCAGCUGGGAGUCUUUGGAAGAAGAUUUUUAGCUUAAGAUACUGAUCUGUGGCAGACAAGGAUUUAAAAGUUGGCUGGGUAUUUGACUGAUUUCAAAGAAACUGAUUUUAUUGUUAUACAUAUUGUAUAACUAAAUCUGCUGGUUUUAUGAGCCCUUUCCUCUGACGUGGGAUAGGCAGAGCCACCAUGCACUGAUCACACAGGAGCUCUGCAUGCCCAUGGUGACACUGACUCACUCCACAGGCCUCAGCCUCCAUGUCUGGGUCAAAGUGUCGUGCUGUAGCCCCGUUGUAGUGAUUCAUGUCAAUCAUCUAUCAUCUCGUGGCCAU
Messenger RNA from Empidonax traillii (willow flycatcher), 4472 nucleotides. RefSeq names its product 5-hydroxytryptamine receptor 2A (gene HTR2A). Gene Ontology annotation, biological process: chemical synaptic transmission; G protein-coupled receptor signaling pathway, coupled to cyclic nucleotide second messenger. Gene Ontology annotation, cellular component: plasma membrane; dendrite. NCBI's taxonomy places the organism in Eukaryota, Metazoa, Chordata, Aves, Passeriformes, Tyrannidae. The record is from RefSeq and is a predicted model, not a curated record. Bases 1086 to 2501 code for a protein of 471 amino acids. Gene Ontology annotation, molecular function: G protein-coupled serotonin receptor activity; neurotransmitter receptor activity. The transcript is spliced from 3 exons.